Molecule: messenger RNA, 2177 nt
Organism: Salvia miltiorrhiza (redroot sage)
Lineage: Eukaryota; Viridiplantae; Streptophyta; Magnoliopsida; Lamiales; Lamiaceae
Product: calcium-dependent protein kinase 17-like
Exons: 7
Coding region: 226-1782 (518 amino acids)
Biological process (GO): protein autophosphorylation; intracellular signal transduction; peptidyl-serine phosphorylation
Cellular component (GO): nucleus; cytoplasm
Molecular function (GO): calcium/calmodulin-dependent protein kinase activity; calmodulin binding; calcium-dependent protein serine/threonine kinase activity
Source: RefSeq, a predicted model, not a curated record
AAUGAGGUGAACCAACCAUGGAUAAUAGCCUCUCCGCAAAAUGGUGGGAAACACAAAAAUUAGUGUAUGUUUUAGGGAAAUAUACGGAAAAAGGAGAAAGGCAGAGUAACCGCUGCAUGCAUAUGCAUUGGCCCCAUAUCUCUCUCUAAACCAAUAACUAAGUUAUAGAUCCAACCCACCCCCCUAAUACCUAGAAAGCUUCCCUCUUAGAAAGGAAUCCAUACAAUGGGCAGCUGCUGCUCCCGGAGCUCCGAAGAAGAUGCUCCGGCAGAGCCAACUCACGACGGCGCAGAGGGAGCAGCCACAGCCACCACCCCGCCCCGGCCCCAGACGCACCCGUCCCCAUCCAAGAACGCCCCCAUAGGCCCUGUCCUCGGCCGCCCCAUGGAGGACGUCCGCAACAGCUACACCAUGGGCAAGGAGCUGGGCCGCGGCCAGUUCGGCGUGACCCACCUCUGCACCAACAAGCACACCGGCGAGCAGUUUGCGUGCAAGACCAUCGCCAAGCGCAAGCUGGCCAACAACGAGGACGUGGAGGAUGUCCGGCGUGAGGUGCAGAUCAUGCACCAUCUCACCGGCCAGCCCAACAUCGUCCAGCUCAGGGGUGCCUACGAGGACAAGCACUCCGUCCACCUCGUCAUGGAGCUCUGCGCCGGGGGCGAGCUCUUCGACCGCAUCAUCUCCAAGGGCCACUACACCGAGCGCGCCGCUGCCUCCCUCCUCCGCACCAUCGUCCAGAUUGUCCACACCUGCCACUCCAUGGGGGUCAUCCACAGGGAUCUCAAGCCUGAGAACUUCCUCUUGCUCAGUAAGGAUGAGGAUGCGCCGCUCAAGGCCACCGACUUCGGCCUCUCCGUCUUCUACAAAGAAGGGGAGAUCUUCAAAGACAUCGUCGGCAGCGCCUAUUACAUUGCGCCCGAAGUUCUCAAGAGAAGAUACGGCCCCGAGGCAGAUAUUUGGAGCGUUGGCGUAAUGUUGUACAUUCUUCUAUCAGGAGUUCCUCCUUUCUGGGCAGAAUCUGAGAACGGAAUCUUCAACGCCAUUCUACGCGGACAUGUCGAUUUCACCUGUGAUCCAUGGCCUAACCUUUCCAAUGGAGCAAAGGACCUUAUCAAGAAGAUGCUCAACUCGGAUCCCAGGCAACGCCUUUCAGCAUUCCAAGUGCUAAAUCAUCCAUGGAUCAAGGAGGAUGGAGAGGCUCCUGACACUCCUCUUGACAACGCUGUUCUCGACAGACUCAAGCAGUUCAAAGCCAUGAACCAGUUCAAAAAAGUCGCGCUCCGGGUCAUCGCAGGCUGCCUGUCGGAGGAAGAAAUCAUGGGACUGAAAGAGAUGUUCAAGGGAAUGGAUACAGACAACAGUGGAACCAUAACACUCGAAGAGUUAAAGAAAGGAUUGUCCAAACAAGGCACAAAGCUGUCCGAAUAUGAAGUGCAGCAGUUGAUGGAAGCUGCCGAUGCUGAUGGUAACGGCACCAUAGACUACGAAGAAUUCAUCACAGCAACGAUGCACAUGAACAGAAUGGACAGAGAAGAGCAUCUCUACACAGCAUUCCAGUACUUUGAUAAAGACAACAGCGGGUAUAUUACCAUAGAAGAGCUGGAGCAGGCUCUCCGUGAAUUCGGCAUGGAUAACGGGAAGGACAUAAAGGAACUCAUACAAGAAAUCGAUGCUGAUAACGAUGGGCGGAUCAACUAUGAUGAGUUUGCGGCCAUGAUGAGGAAAGGUAAUCCAGAGGCAGCAGCGAAUCCCAAGAAACGGAGAAACAGCAUCUUCACUUGAUAGCUAUGGAAAAUGUUGAGCUUAAAAGAGAUGAAAGGUCAUUUUCAACUAAAUAUAUAAAGUCAAGCACUUUACACAGACUUGUCUACAGAAUGGGGAGAUACUAAUGGAACACGAUCUUUUUCACAAACUUUUGCUAAAGUUUUUCUACAACAGAGGUUCCUUGAGAUUAAGGACCAUUCAUUGAGAGGCAAAUAACAUUCCAUACAUAGAUUUGAAAAAAAAAAGAAAAAAGAAUACACCCAUUUAUACACACUUAUCGCAGUCGGGUUAUGGAUCUCUCUAAGUUGAAAAUAGAAAUGGGGGAAGGGGGAGAGAUAUGUACAUAUAUGCAUUUGUUUUUGUAUGUAUAGUGAAACCAAAACUAUUUUAUAGAAGUCCAACUUUUUUUUUUC